Schistocerca serialis cubense is the source of this 1998-nucleotide messenger RNA. RefSeq lists its product as uncharacterized. The record is from RefSeq and is a predicted model, not a curated record. NCBI's taxonomy places the organism in Eukaryota, Metazoa, Arthropoda, Insecta, Orthoptera, Acrididae. The transcript is spliced from 2 exons. Bases 1 to 1998 code for a protein of 665 amino acids.
AUGCCGAGCGAGACGGACGCACGCGCCGAGCGCUCCGCUCCCGAGGCAGCUAAUGCGCUUCUGACAGCUCCAGCGGACAGGGCCGCGUCCCUGUACGCUAACGGGGUCGAGUUGAGUACAUCAGUUUCACUACCGAGUGUUUCUGAUAGUACUCCUCCCCCAACGAGCGUCGACCGUGCUCACGCCUAUCGCGUCACUCGCGAAAGUGAAACCGCGAUUUCGAUCUCUCGCGAGUGUUGUGCGUCGUUGCAGCAGCCGCUGGAGACGUCCGUGGACGCCCCCACAGCGCAGCAAGACAGCGACGAAGCACUCCAGCUUCUGGUGAGUCUCAUGCCGCACGCAGCCGCUGCACCCCUCGGAGUCGAUUCCGAUAGCGACGAAGAGGAAAUGCAGACAGAGCAGACGCCGGCAGGCUCACAAGCGUCAACGUCACGUGCCUCGAGGAAGAGGCAGAAGUCUGACGACGACUCCUCAGCCCCGGACACGCGCAAGUUCCGCAAGGAAUACGCGCAAAACGGCACCAAAGCCGGGACAAAAACUCUCCGCCGCACGCCGAAGUCCAAAGUGGACAAUGACGGCUUCGUAACUGCAACGAAGACCGCAAAAGCCACACGACAACCCACAGCAGCACCAGUAGGCACGAGCAACAGCUUCCUAGCACUUAGUGACUCGGAAGACGAGGAGCUGACACUGCCACCGCCGCAGCAGCGUCGCGCACUGCCGCCGCUUAUAGUAAAGUUCGAUGGCCACUUUCGUGAGCUGCAGAACGCUCUGAACUUACUGAUUGGCAAGGACAGCUACACCAUCAGCGCGGCAGGCGAUGACCUUCACAAAGUGAAGGUGAAAACCACCGAACACUUCGUAAAGGUCAGCGAGGAAUGCACCAGACGGGGCUGGAACUUCUACACCUUCAGCUCCAACAGGAAGAAGCCCCUGAAGGUUGUAUUCCGCAAAAUACCGCGCACCAUGAAACCAGAAGAGUUGAAGGAAGAUCUGGAACAAAUGGGCUACUGCGUUGAAGAAGUCAUAAGAAUGAAACUUCAUCGCACCAAGGGACGCAACCCGCUCUUCCUGGUAAUUGCAAACAACACGGCGGAAAACCGGAAGCUUUUCCAACUCAAGCGGAUAGGCAACUUGGAAGUGUGCGCUGAAGUGCUUCGCAACAAAGCUGCAUACGCUCAGUGCUAUCGCUGCCUGGAACUCGGCCACUCGACUAAGUACUGUGGAAUGCCCGAGUAUUGUGUUAAGUGCGAGGUUGCACAAAACACAAAACGUUUGCGGCUCGCGCCCGCGGAAACGAAGCGCAGCAGCGAAGAGUUUCAGCGGGAACAUCGCACCCACGUGGAGCCCCAACGCACAGCCACAGCCAGACAAAGAGGAAACGCGGCCGUCGAGGCCGCGCAUCCGGCCGAGCACAUUCCGAGGCGGUCGUCAACCUCGCCCAGCAGCGAGGGAACUCCGACGCCCGGAACAAAGAGCGGCAGCCACCCCGCAGGCGGCCGCAGAACACGCCACCAGCAACGGAGCGCGAUGGCGGACAGGCUCCGCCCGCCGCCUCACAGCAGGUACAAGCACGCCAUCACGCAGCACCGGCCGCAGCCAACCAGGCCGCAGGCCCGCCUCCCCCGCCACAGCGCGCCGCGCCAGUGGCGGCCCAGCCGCAGGCAGUUCCCCCGCCUGCGCCCCUACCUCGGCAAGCAGCUCCUACCACCGCGCCUCGCCGUAACGGAGCGGACCAAUCAGCGCCGCCCGUCCCGGACCGGUCCAGCAUGGCCGACUUCCCCGAACCGCGAUGGCGCCGGCAGCGGCCAAUCACCGGCCAGCAGCCUGCUGCAGCAGCCCACACCAACGGCGGCCAGCAGCCCAGCGGAAACCAGGCCACGCGCGACGGCCAUUCUGUCGGGCCCCGACAAAAUGGCGUACACACCGUCCGCCAUGAUGUCGGCCCCCGACAAGAUGGCGACCGCAUCGACCGUCUCCUUGACACGAUGCAACUAA